CAACAGCAACAGCAGCACAGCAACAUUAGCCGCAGCAACAGCUAUGAGCAGCUGGAGGAGUCUGCCUGCAGGCCGAAAGCCAAGCCAAGUUGCCAGUGCACAAACAUAAGUAUUAUGCACCUGUUCCACGAGAUGAAGCAGGAGUUUCCCACGCUGCCGGAUGCCUUGGUGACGCAAUGCGUCAAUGAGAAUUGCCAUCAGCGCGACAAUUGCAUACAGAUGUUGAAGAAGGAGCUGGUGCUGCACCCCUCGCCCGUCCAGUCCUAUCCCGCCAAGGUGGUGCAACAGCAACAGCAUUUGCAGCAACAGCAGCGCCAAGCCAAGCCGCCGACGCCCUUGAGGCCGUCGCGGGCUGCGCCCACCCAGCCACCAACCGGUGGUGUUGAAACGCCGCCAGUCACACCCAUUGCUCGCACUCGACCCACCACAUUGAAUUUGCCGCGUCAGCUAAACGCGCAGCUGCAGCAGAAGAUACAACAGCGACAGCAGCAGCAGCAGCAACAACAACCCGCGCCGCGACAACAGCUGACGCCCAGCGCGCAGUACAAGCCGUUGCGUCGCGCACCGCCGCUGCCUCCGCUGCCGCCGAAGCCGUUGGCCGUUGUCUCGAGCAGCUGCUCCAAUGACUCCUCAUGUCUCACCAGCCCGCUCAGCUCUAGCGAGUCGGAGCUGUCGCUCAAUGUUUCCUUAUCAUCGCCAACGUCAGCGACAGCAGAGACUGCUGCUGCUGCUCCGGCGACAACGUCAGCUGCGCAGUCGGCAGCGCCAGCUACUGCGCAGUUACGUUCGCCCGUGCGACAUCGUUCAGUCAUAACGCUGCAACCGGAGCCGCCGUAUGCGCGCGAAUUUCUUAGCAACGCGGUCAGUGCAAUUUCGCCUUCGGCACCGCCAGCGCCAGCGCCAGCGCCCACGCCCCCAUCGCCCACAUCCGGUGGCAGUACGCCGAGCGGCCGCAAGAGCUUCACCUCACUCAAUCUCACCCUGCGCCAGCCGCAGAUCAGCAGCAACGGAACGGCGCCCGCUACGAUAGACAUCACGGCCGGGCCAGCGCCCAGCGGGAACGGCAGCAGCGGCAUCACCUACUCGAGCAGUAGCUUUGAUGCGCGCCGCGGCACCCACAAGAACUUCCAGCUAACGGUCACCGACGAGGGCAGCGUUUUCAGCGCCGGCUGUGUGCGUCCCCAGGUGCCGCUCUACGCGCCCUGCCCGCCGCCCCCAACCACACCGCCAUCCCAGCCAGGAGUGCUGGUCACCGAUGGGGCAACGCCAACAGCACGCCAGCAACAGCAACAGCAACAGCAGCUGCAACAGCAACUACAGGAACAGGCCGAAGCAGCAGCGGCAGCUGCUGCAGCACCGCCCGAGAUGCCGGCCAUAUUUCCAUAUCCCACACAGGCGCAGAACCAUAUUGUCGCCUCCAACUACAACAACAAUCAUCUGCACAACAACAGCAACAGCAGCGACAACAGCCCCAGCGUCACGCACAUGCCCCUCUACGAGGGCGUUGUGCCCGAAUCGGAUCGAGAAGCGCAUGCCAAGAUCAUUGAGCGCCAAAAGCAGCGACGCGACAAGCUGGCCAACGCGUUGCGUGAGAAUAAGAAGCGUCUGCUGAUGCUGGAACAGGAGAUCAACAUUUUGACCGAGCCGGUGCCAGAGGGCGAAUCUGAAAGACUGGAUAGAGAUAUCAAGAAACUGACUGAGGACUGUCAGCGGCUACUCAAUGAUCCUCAGCUGAAUGGCAAUGCAGCCGCGCCAAAUUCCAUGAAUCGUCAACUAUCGGCGCCCCCAGGCCCGCAGCAACAGCAGCUGCCAUUUCCACGACAGCGAGUUGCUCCUGGCAGCGCUCGGACUCAGGUGCCGCCCAAUUCGCUGCGUCUUCACUCGGUGCCCGCGACACAGACACAGUCGCAUCUAGAUUUCGUGCAGCACCACAGCAGCGCGCCCAGCUCGGCGUGCUUGACGCCGCAGCAGCAGCAGCAGCUGCAACUGGAGAUGGAGCCGCCGCCCACCUAUGCGCAAUACUAUCAGUUUCAGCAAUUUCUGCAGCAGCAGAAGGCAGCAGCUGCGGCCGCAGCAGCAGCAGCAGCAGCAGCGGCGACAGCAGCUCCACCCUUAACGUCACCUGCAAGAACUGUCGCCCAGCCACGUACCAAUCAAGAGGAGGAGGAGGAGUCCCUGUCCGAAUCGGAGGUGGACGAAGGCGAGGAGCCACUGGAUAUGUGGGCCUGCAACUUGUGUACAUUCCGCAAUCAUCCGCAACUGAAUAUAUGCGAAGCCUGUGAAAACGUUAGGAUCCAGCCGGCACCGAUUCACAAUCGAGAGGAUAUACAUAUAACACUCUCGCCCGGCGAAAAUCGUAUUAUACACUCUUGGAUUCUUUCGUGACAGUCGGGGAAACUCUACCAAAACUAGACAGCAUAAUUAACAUACAUAAUUGUUAAACAUAUUUAUUUGGCUUUUUGUAUUAUAUUAAUGUACAUAAAUCUGUAAUGUAAACGCUGCUGGCAGCGCUUACCGCAGUAAUAUAUUUUAUAUGCUAUUUGUUGAUAUUCUGGCUUAAGAAUCGAAGACUUUUAGUAAAACAACCGUAUAUAAGGAAAACUAGAAAAUU
Molecule: messenger RNA, 2611 nt
Organism: Drosophila navojoa
Lineage: Eukaryota; Metazoa; Arthropoda; Insecta; Diptera; Drosophilidae
Gene: Tab2
Product: TAK1-associated binding protein 2
Molecular function (GO): ubiquitin binding
Source: RefSeq, a predicted model, not a curated record